Molecule: messenger RNA, 1383 nt
Organism: Lathyrus oleraceus (garden pea)
Lineage: Eukaryota; Viridiplantae; Streptophyta; Magnoliopsida; Fabales; Fabaceae
Product: mitochondrial uncoupling protein 1
Exons: 9
Coding region: 158-1075 (305 amino acids)
Biological process (GO): transmembrane transport
Source: RefSeq, a predicted model, not a curated record
CAAUUGACCGAUUAAAAAAACCCCAAUUUCCAAAUACAUUACUCUUUCUAAGCGCUUAUUUCAAAAGUGAUCAAACCAAAACAAAAAGGAACAACCCAAAUCAUCUUUUCCCAAACCCAACGCAACCUUCUUCUUCUUCUUUCUCUGAAUCAUUGCCAUGGUUGCUGAUUCCAAGUCCAAAUCUGACCUCUCAUUUGCUGGAACCUUUGCCAGCAGCGCUUUCUCCGCAUGUUUCGCUGAGGUCUGUACCAUACCUUUGGACACUGCCAAAGUUAGGCUUCAGCUUCAAAAACAAGCUGUAGCUGGUGAUCUAUCCUCCUUACCUAAAUACAAGGGAUUGCUGGGAACGGUUGGAACCAUUGCCAGGGAAGAAGGUCUUUCAGCGCUCUGGAAGGGCAUUGUGCCAGGACUACAUCGUCAGUGUUUGUAUGGAGGAUUAAGAAUUGGGUUAUACGAGCCUGUUAAGACUUUCUAUACGGGAAGUGACCAUGUUGGUGAUGUUCCUCUGUCAAAGAAAAUCCUAGCUGCAUUUACGACUGGUGCCGUGGCAAUUACAGUGGCGAAUCCAACUGAUCUUGUCAAAGUCAGACUUCAAGCAGAAGGAAAAUUACCUCCUGGAGUUCCCAGGCGCUACUCUGGAUCUUUAAAUGCUUAUUCGUCAAUCGCGAGACAGGAAGGAGUUAGAGCUCUUUGGACAGGGCUUGGCCCCAACAUAGCAAGAAAUGGUAUUAUCAACGCUGCUGAACUAGCUAGCUAUGAUCAAGUGAAGCAGACGAUUUUGAAAAUUCCAGGAUUCACCGACAAUGUUGUGACUCAUCUCUUUGCUGGCCUUGGGGCAGGGUUUUUCGCCGUUUGUAUCGGCUCCCCAGUUGAUGUGGUCAAGUCGAGAAUGAUGGGAGAUUCUAGCUACAAAAGCACCCUUGAUUGUUUUGUCAAAACCUUAAAGAAUGAUGGACCCUUGGCAUUUUAUAAAGGGUUCAUCCCAAAUUUUGGACGACUAGGAUCUUGGAACGUGAUCAUGUUUCUAACCCUAGAACAGACUAAAAAGUUCGUCAAAAGUUUAGAGUCAUCAUGAGCUCAAUCAAUUACAUGGACCAAAUGCAGUUGAAAUUGUGGAAAAUAAGGGCCCUUAUAUCUUCAUUUUACUAUCUAGGAUUUAGUCAAACAUUUUUUCAAAGGAGAAAACAUGUAUAAGUUAAACAAAUGAAAUUAUUUCAUAGACACUAGCUUCUUAUGAUUGCAAUCUAUUUUGUAGGAUUGCAUGUUGUUUCCAUGUAAUAAUUCUCUUCAAAUUUUACUAUCAACAAGUUUGGAUGAGAUCACCGUUCCAGCCUCAAAACCAAUGCAUUUGUUAUAAAUAAAUUUAAACAUAGCUUAUCCUUU